Striga hermonthica is the source of this 624-nucleotide messenger RNA. NCBI's taxonomy places the organism in Eukaryota, Viridiplantae, Streptophyta, Magnoliopsida, Lamiales, Orobanchaceae. The record is from the annotation of a GenBank genome assembly.
AUGGUACAAUCGAAGAAGUUUCGAGGAGUCCGACAGCGCCAUUGGGGUUCUUGGGUGUCGGAAAUUCGUCACCCUUUGCUCAAAAGAAGGGUUUGGCUUGGAACAUUCGAGACAGCCGAGGAGGCCGCUAGGGCCUACGACGAGGCGGCCAUCCUAAUGAGCGGCCGCAACGCGAAAACGAACUUUCCGGUGCCGGCUAAUCGGGAAACCUCCGUCGUCUCCGCCUCGUCAUCAUCGUCGUCGUCCACGUCAUCGCUGACAUCAGCAAAAUCGGCUUCUCUCUCUUCCAUUUUGAGCGCGAAGCUCCGCAAAUGCUGCAAGUCUCCUUCUCCUUCCCUCACUUGCCUCAGGCUCGACACGGAGAGCUCGGACAUCGGCGUUUGGCAGAAACGGGCCGGGUCGAGAUCCGAGUCCAGCUGGGUCAUGACCGUCCAGCUCAGCAAAAAUAACUUUAGUAAUAAUAACAAUAAUAGUAAUCAUCAAAGUCCGGCGGUUACUGAGAAGCCGGCGGCCGACUUGGUGGUGCCGCCGCCUCCGACGGCGGCGGCCGAGGUGAGGGGAGGGAUUGACGAGGAAGAAAGGAUUGCGUUGCAGAUGAUUGAAGAGCUUCUUAAUAGAAAUUGA